Messenger RNA from Telopea speciosissima, 1191 nucleotides. RefSeq lists its product as uncharacterized. The transcript has 3 exons. Lineage: Eukaryota; Viridiplantae; Streptophyta; Magnoliopsida; Proteales; Proteaceae. Gene Ontology annotation, molecular function: zinc ion binding; nucleic acid binding. Bases 1 to 1191 code for a protein of 396 amino acids. The record is from RefSeq and is a predicted model, not a curated record.
AUGUUAUCCUAUAACUCUAGGGGGCCUAACAAGUUCCAGAAGAGAGGGGCCUACACGACUGCAACUCCAAUACAGUCCCGUAAACCUGAUGUGGCCCAGGGACCCAAAGCUACAUCGGCUCCUUAUUAUGGGACCAAGACUCUCGUAUGUUACAACUGCAAGGAGUCCGGUCAUAUGGCCAAGGAUUGCCCACAUCCGCAACAGGCAGGUUUGUGGCCAACGGUGACUUCUAAGGCACCCCAAGCAAAGGUCUCUGUUCGCUCACUUCUCCCUUCUCCAGCAAACAGAACUCAGGGACGAGUGUAUUCUAUCACUCAUGAGGAAGCCCAGGCUGACCCUGGUGUCAUCACAGGAAGUAAGGUUGACCUUGACCAAGUCUUCAAAUCUUAUCCUGUUCGAGUAAGCGACCAUGGACUGGAGGCUAGUUUGAUAAUCUUAGAUAUGAAGGACUUCGAUAUAAUUCUGGGAUUGGAUUGGUUGUCCACACAUGGAGCCAGCCUGAUCUGCGUAGAGAGGAAAGUACUCUUUAAGUCAGAGGAAGGCAAGGAAUUUGAGUUCAAGGGCAACAAAAGCAAAAAGCUUAAGAAAACUAUCAUUUCAGCUCUUCAAGUCCAGAAGUUGAUGGAAGAAGGUUGUAAGUGCUACUUAGCCUCCAUGCUGGACAUCGAAGCCAAGAUUACACCUAUGAAAGAGAUAAGUGUGGUAAGAGACUUCUCUGAUGUCUUUUCGGAAGACCUCACAUGGCUACCACCAGACCGGGAGACAGAGUUUAUGAUUGACCUGGUGCCUGGUGCUGCUCCAAAGGAUGGUAGUAUGCGUAUGUGCAUUGAGUACCAUCAACUCAACAAGCUUACGAUUAAGAACUUGUACCCGCUACCUAGGAUCGACGAUUUAUUCAAUCAGUUACAAGGCACAAAGGUGUUCUCAAAGAUCGACCUCUGCUCGGGGUACCAUCAGUUGAAGAUCAAAAGUAGUGAUAUCAACAAGACAACGUUCAGAUCACGAUAUGGUCACUACGAGUUUCUGGUGAUGUCCUUCGGACUGACCAAUGCCCCGACAGCUUUUAUGGAGUUAAUGAACAAGGUGUUUCACAACGUGCUGGAUAAGUACAUUAUCGUGUUUAUUGAUGACAUUCUAAUCUACUCCAAGAGCGAAGAAGAGCACGCUGACUACCUUCACUUCGUGCUGUAG